ACCGCCGCACGCCGGGCCUGCCGGGCCUGCCGGGGGCUGCCGGGCCUGCCGGGCCUCCCCCCGUCCCAGUGCCGCCCCGCCCCGCCCCGCCCCGCCCCGCCCCGCCCCCCCCGUCGCUCUUUUCCUUUCAGUUUUUCCGGGCGGAGAGCCGCCGGCCCGGCCCGGACAUGGAGGAUGGCACCGUCUACAACAACACCACGGAACCGCAGGCGAAGUCUCCCCGCCGCUGCCCCCGCAUCGGCUUCACCCUGCGGCGCCUGUGGGGAUGGCGGCUGCCGGUCAAGGUGGUCCAGACGCUUUUCUCUUUUGCAGCGCUUGUUUGUGAAGAAAUCGUGGACGAUUGCACCUCUUGUCAUGGACUUUACAUAUUUGAAUUCAUAAGCUGCAGUGCCUUUCUUUUGAGCCUCCUGAUUCUGUGUGCAUAUUGCACUGAUUUAUAUGAAUCACUGGGGGAAGAUACAGUGCAGAAACUGAAUUUUUGGACUGUGCCAGUCAUAGGUGUCUUGUUUCUGCUAGCUUCAAUAGUAUUUUCUGCAACGUGCUCUGGCUCUCCUGUUGAAAUUGCUGCAUGUGUAUUUGGAUUUUUCUCAACUUUGGCAUUUGCAGCUGAGUUUGGUGUAGAGCUGUUUCUCAGGCGAAAACAGAAACGCACUGAUGAGCCCUCUGGACUUCCUGCUAAAACUCGAAGUGCCAAAGAAAAUCGGCCAUUGAAUAAAAAACGCUAACUUCCUGAAAA
This is a messenger RNA of Oenanthe melanoleuca, 736 nucleotides long. It is a transcript of the gene CMTM6, whose product is annotated as CKLF like MARVEL transmembrane domain containing 6. The record is from RefSeq and is a predicted model, not a curated record. Gene Ontology annotation, cellular component: membrane. Lineage: Eukaryota; Metazoa; Chordata; Aves; Passeriformes; Muscicapidae. The transcript has 4 exons. Bases 168 to 725 code for a protein of 185 amino acids.